GCCGCAGGCAGCGCGGGCAGCGCGGGAGCCCGGCGCGGCCCCGGCCCCGGCCCCGCCCGCCGCCGCCCCAUGACGCCCAGCGGGCGCCCCGCGGGGCCCCGCCGCUCCCCCCAGGCCUGGACUGUGAAUUUGGUUGCGAUGGAGACUGUGUCCCUGGAGCACCAGAUACAGAGUGUGCAGCGGCACAUCACUUUCCUGAAGAAGGAGCAGAUGGAGCUGCUCCAUGAUCUGCACCUGGAGAUCCUCCGCUUGCAGAAGCACUGCUCAGAGCUUACCCAUGACCUGGAAAUAAAAGAGCUGGAAACCCGGCAGCAAGAUGUCCUGGACCGGGAGCUGGAGGAGAAGUGCCGGGCGAUGGAGGCCCAGCUGCAGGAGAAGGAGAAGGACAACCUGGAGCUGCGCAAGGAGCUGCAGCACAAGGAGACGCUGGUGGCUGCACUGCGGUCCAGCCUCCGCAACAAGGAGCGCCGUUUCCUGGAGGAGCUGAAGCGGCGGAGCCACCGAGUCACCAUCCUUGACACCGAGCUGCAGAAGCAGACGGAGGCAGCUGCCUACCUCUCCCUGCAGCUGCACGCCACUGCCCAGCGGCUGCCGGGCCCCCGGCCGGGUGGGUGGCCACCCCCCGAGCAGCCCCCCACCGGCCCCCUGGCCGAGGGCAGGCCCCGGCGCCGUGGCCACAGGGUGCAUCCCCGACGCCCACCUGGGGAUGGCCCCCGUCCCAGGGACCCUGUGCAGGAGGAGCACGACGCCAUGCCUGACCCAGCCCUAUUCCUCUACGCAGCGCGGCCACAGCGCCCACCGCCAGAGCCCCCUGCCCAGGCCUGCGGCACGGCCGGUGCCACCACGGCACCUCGAGUGCAGAGGGCCCCCCGGCAGCCUGUGCAGGAGCCGAUGGCCAGGGCCAGGUUGGCCAAGGGCGAGCCCAGCAAGAGGCAGGGGUCCGGCCCCCAUGGCGCCCCCCGGGCCCGGGAAUAGGUGGCAAGGAGGUGGCAUGGAAUGACCAGCCGGGAAGACCUGAGCCCAGCGGCACCAGGGUGGGCACCGGCAGAGGUUGCUUUCCCCCGUCCCCUCGGAGGGGAAGGGGCAGCAGAAAGCGGAUGCCCUGCUCGCACCUCCUGUCUGCCAGCAGCCGGGGAGGAUCCCCCUUGCCCGAAGGGUCUGAGCCGGGGAUGCUGCCAGCAGCACUGCAGAGCAGGCGGGCAGCCCAGCACAGAGUCUGCAAAGGGAAAUGGCCGGGCGCCUGUCCAGAGCUUCCAAGGAAAAGGAAGGAAGGAAGGAUGAAAGGAAGAAAAAAAAAAGAGGACAGGGAAGAAAGGAAAGAAAGGAAGAAAGAAAGAAAGGAAAGGAAGGAAGGAAGAAAGAUAGCAUUUCUGCAAUGAGGAGACCUUCCUGCUGCUGCUGCCCCUCGGCACGGACGCCGGAUGUGUUCUCCCCAGCCAUGGGUGCCGGGAAGCGAGUGUGCAGCAGCAAGCAACAGGCUGUGGGGCACAUGGCUUGGCACAGCGGGAUGAGCUCAGCCGGGCCUCCCGCCCUGGGCAUCACUGGCACCAGGGCUGGGCUGGAGGGGGCCCCAGGCACCACCAGGGAUCCUCUGGGAUGCAGGCAGCUGAGUAACAGUUGGUCCCAUGGGUGCAGGAGGGAUCCCCCUCCACAGGGACGGUGCAGCUGUGCCAGCUGGGUCCCAGGUCCCCUGCGCUGCGGUUCAGCUCUCUCUAACAUGGAUUUCCCUCACAUUACAUUUACACGCAGGACUUGGAUGGGCAGCUGGACAUAAGCUGUGAGUGCCGGCCCUGCUGGACACCACGUGCGGCUCCUCACCCACCGCAGCCUUGCUCCACGUGCUGCUGGAACCAGGCUGUGACUCGUGCCCAUCGCACCCGGCAGGUCCCGUCUCGGCACCAGCAUUCCGGUUCUCAGUCACAUCCACAGCCACAUCUGGGUUUGUCACAGACGGCUGAGCAGCCCUCCAGUCUUCUCCCACCACCUCCCCCUCCCUCCCAGCGCAGCAGCUGUACAGCACGCAGCCCUCACCCUGCCCAGGCAGCCUUGCCUGAUCUCCAGACCAAGCCAUCAGCUUCAUACAUCUACUCCCUGGAUGCUGUGAAACAGCAGAAAUGCAGGGGAGGGCUCUGGCGGCCGCGCAGGGCAAAGGUCUCUCUGCGUGGGCACCAGCGCGACCUGCGCUGCUCUGGGCAACCCCGAGGGGCAGGUUUCGCCCUGGCGGUUUGGCUGCCAUCCCUGGCCAGCCCGGCCACGCGGCAGUGCCCAGCCAGGAGCCCCGGCCCCUGGCCACAGCCAGCACCUUGCCUGGCUGCGUGGGCAGCGGCCUCCUGCAGGACCCCUGCCACCUGCACAGCUGGCACGGGCAGGGGCGAGCCGUGGGCCACCAUCAGACCCCAUUUCUUUUCAGUUCAGUUUGAAACCUCUUCAAAAGCAUCGCCCUCGUAGGGCAGUCGGGCUUAGCCUGCUCAAGCUCACCUGCAGCAUGCCCGUGCAGUCAGAGGUGUCUAUUUUUGUAGUUCAAUAUUUAUAUACUAUAUUAAAAUGCUUUUACAAGAUUCUCAGCAACGGUCCCUAGGCCAGCUCUUCAGUAAAACCAAACCCCUGAGUGUAUGAGCUGCACCAGCGGAACAGAAACUAGCAGCUUUUGUACCUUUCCUUUGGCUGGCACGUGGAUAGUCAGGCUUUGGAGGGCAAGACCCCUCCUGCUCCCGCAGGGUACCCUCGAGGGCUGGGACCCCCAGCUGUCACCACGGUCUCUAAUGCACCCCUGUGUUUGGGAAGGAGCUCAGCAAAGCCACACCUGCGGGGUCCCCUCAAGCCCAGGGACCAGUCACUCUGGCUGGAGCCCUGCAGAGGUGUGCAGCUGCUGGGGGCAAAGGCAAAGCUCUAGCAGGAGAUUUUUGCAGCCCCUUUCGUGCCCAGGGCUGCUGGCCCAGGAGCACAGAGCCCUCACCAGCUCCCACCUGGCCUCCCUGACUGUCACCCUCCGUGGAAGGCUGCAGAGAGCCUGGCAGGGCCUGCACAUGCCCUGACUGCAAAACAUUGCAUGCCCAAACUGCCUGCCCAAGGCAGGCAGGGUGCAGGGCAGUGCAGGAUGUACUGGUAAUGCCCAGCUGGGGUACGAGCACCUGGGCACAGUUGCACAAGGGAGAAAAGCCCCGGGUCUGGCUCUCGGUAAGGCUGCAGGGGGGUUCCCACCUGUUUCCUGCUGCAAAGUGAUUUAAAGCAGGCUCUGCCCACUGCCCAGCUCUGGGGCGAGCGGGCUGCACUCAGGGGCCUGCUUUCGCCCACCCCUGCAGAGGCAGUGCAGGGCAGCAAGGGCAGUUUGUGCUGCAUUGCACAAGCAGCACCUGGUGUGCAGCAUUGUGGCCACCCGGGGGGUCCCCGUGGUGGUGUGCAGGUGAGGUGCCGUUUUGCCUGCGGAAAUGGCUGUUUCUCUCAGGUUCAGAGAGAUUCUGCUGAGGAUUUGUCUCUAUUCUCUUUUAAUGUGAAAGAGAGUAAUAGGUGUCCCCGCGCAGUGUGGCUAUUCCUUUAGCUGUGGUGUGCACAGCUGCUUUCCCCUCUCCUUCCUAGACAAUCCUGCUAGACAGAGUAUGUUGCAUUUUAAUUAUAAAAUGCUUGAUAGGAUCAUGGUGUUCACAACUGACCUGAGUGUUGAAAAGGGGAGGAAGAGGUAUGAUCCUUCUUCUGUGUAAAUACCUUCCUAGCAAUCAUCAUUUUCAGUGCCUAGUAUGUAAAUGAAGCAACCCUGUCUGAGCUGCAGGACCCUUUCCUCUUCACUGCUAAUUAGCAGCCUGCUCAAGGAGUCAAUCUCAUUUGCAGUCCCCCGAUUGCUUCUCCCUCCUCGGGUGCUCCCCGGUGCUUGCGGGCAGCUGGGCAGGCCCUGAGCCCCGCAGCCCUCAGACCUGUGGGCAGAGCUGCCUGCAGCGAGGGGGGUGUUUCCCAGAGGGAUGGAGAGGGAGCACCCCAGUUCCCCCGUGAUGCCAAUGUCAUGCGCUUGGAAAUGAGUUGUUGGGGCAAGCCCUGUGCUUUUCCCCAGGCACCCUUGCCUUGGAGCAGGAAGGAUCAGUCCCUGCGUUGCUGUACCUGCUUCAGUCACUGCUGCUUUUCUUGGGGGGUGGGAGGGAAGCUCUAAAGAUACUAUAUAUACACUUAUAUAUAUAUAUACACACACUUGUUUUGAAGGGAAAACACUGUAUGAUUGUAAUAGAAAUGAUGUUGAGAUAAAUUAUUUUAAUCUUUGUAUUUAUAUAAAAUGAUCAAAGAGAUCAAAAUGAUAAAAAAAAAAAGAACAAAAAGGCAGCAUUCCUAUUUUUUAAUGAGUAGGCUGCUGUUAGCCACAGCGAGUCCCAGGGAGCUGUGGGAGCCCAGGCAGCGCCCACCCUCCUUUCCCUGGGCAGGGGGCUCUAACCGCCCCCAGCAUCUCGGACUGUAAGUUAGCCCUUAGCCUGUACGGUGUAACAGGGAUCCAUAGGUGCAUUUAGUCAGUGCUACCGGACUCCUUGGGAGUCCAGAGGGUGCAUACAGCUUCGACCUGCGCCAUAUACCUGACACGCAUAGACCGAGGAGUGUAACCGCUGACACAUAUGUGCUUUGUAUGGAACAAGCGAUGUUUAAUGUUGACUCGUAAAGCUUAAUGAUUAGACUGGAAAUGGAUGCAUAGCAAUAACGCUCGGUUGUUAAACAAUGUCUUAUGUGUAUAAACCACAAUGUGCUGAGAGCUUUCUGCAUACAGACUAACAGCCGGGUGCCUCUCCUCUGCACCCCUCCACCCACCCCCUUGUGUUCUGCAGCUCUGCAGAGGCUCAUGGAUUUGAUGUGUUUGGUUUGUUAAUCUCUCUUUUCCUUAUUAUUGUUAUUUUCCCUAAUGCUGUCUGAGAAAGCAAUGUCUCAACUUGUGCAACCCUGCAGCAGGCGCAGGGUGAGCAGUGGGUGGGGAGGAGAUGCUCGCUGCGGCUGCGCUGCGGAGCCAGCAGCACUGGGAAGUAGAGCCCCAGCCCUGGUGACUCCCUGUGCACUCCCCUGGACUUAUUUUAACCCUGGGCAAACCAGUUGGGAAGUUCUCCCUCUUGACCCUUUUAAUUAAAAAGCCAUAUUUUCUGAAUGUGUUUGCUGGGGCUAAUCUAAGCGCUCCCAGCUGCGUCCUUCCCAUCCCUGCUGCGAGGGUGCCAGUGCGAGGACCUGAACAGUGCAGCCACUUCUGAACACCCCCUCAGGAGGCUGCACAGCCUUCCUGGCUGCUGCAUGGUGCUGCACAGAGACCUGUCUGCAGCGGGGCCUCAUCCUGCUGCCUUGGGGAAGCUUUGCCUGGGGCAGAGCCCAAGGCUUUCUGUAAGCCGCCUUACUGCAGAGCAAAGUCGGGCGCGGGACACAGCUGGUGCGUGUUACGCAGGGGCAGCUGCUGUGGGGGUGCUGAGGGGUGGUCCCCCCGGGAUGCCUAGGAAGGCUGGCAGCAACGCAGCACCAAACGUCCUGCCUGAAGCGGCUGGAGAGCAAGAGCCAGCAGUGGUCAAGGAGGGGUUGCUUGCUCUGCAUCUCCACAUACGAGUUCCCCAAAAGAAGCUCCCCAGAGGCAGAGGAGCCCAGCUCUCUCUCCCCACUGGGAAGGUAAAACAGCAGCACGCCGAUGGAUUUUCAUUUUUGGGACUUAGGGGAAUGCUUCAAGGUCUUCAUGUGCAGCCUUGUGAACAGGCUCCCGCUGCCCUGGUGAAGCUGCGACAUCCUGCCCUUCCCCGGGAAGCCGGGAACACCAGCCCUCGCUCUCUGGCAGCCCUAACAGCCAGUCUCACUGCAGUGAUGCCACAGCCACCUCGGUGCACGUCUGUUCUUGUCACCCUCUUGCACCGUCAGUGCCUGGCUGCCAAGUCCUACCAGGAAUGCGAUAGGAGGGGAAAGAAAACUCCCCUACGCCUGUAGGUUGCCUCAUGCUGUGGAUAAGAUCAGCAACACCGGUGUGCCAGGCUGGGCAAGCAAGAGAAACCUGGGAUGAAUAAGCGCAGCAGCCGUGGAGGAUCCCGCCAGACAGCAGGGCCUGUAAAAGCACAAAGAUAAAAGUGGUGCGUCUCCUCGCUGGUUAAAGCUGCCCUUUGCUUCCCAAGGCCAGGUUUCUGCCUCUUGUCCCCUCUCUGCCAGUGCUCGCCGGGAGCUGGCCCUGCAGUGACGCUGCCAUCCUGGCUCCCCACUGCAGCAACACGAGGGGCCGGCGCCUGUGGGCAGGGGGACACGGCUGGCAGGGGGGCAUGGAGGGCAGGAGGACAUGGAGCAUGACACUCAGUACCAUCACUAUACCAAGUCACCUCGUUUUGUUCUCCUUCCCCUCGUGCCUGCAGGCAGGAACGGGGUUGCAAAUCGGCCCGUGUGAGUGAGAGGUGCACCCAGCACAAACCCCAGCGGCACCUGGUCCUCCACAGGGUGUGGUGAUGCUUCCUGCCUCUUUCCGAUAGAUUUCACUGAUCUUGUGGCUUCCAAAAAAGAUCCUCUUGCCUGUCAUUGCAGUUAUAGCAGGAAUGAGACUGUUGGGCCCUGGGAAUCCCCCAAAUCUCUGUUGUACGUCUGAAAAAGCAGACCCUUUCUCCCUCGGGGGGUGUGAGGAAGGUGCUGAGCCUCAGCCCCGAAGGGAUGCGCACCAUCUGUAUUUGCUCAGGUGUUUCAAGGUCACAUGGAAGGUCACAUGGAAUGUCACCCGCAUC
Molecule: messenger RNA, 6692 nt
Organism: Falco peregrinus (peregrine falcon)
Lineage: Eukaryota; Metazoa; Chordata; Aves; Falconiformes; Falconidae
Gene: CCDC92B
Product: coiled-coil domain containing 92B
Exons: 4
Coding region: 70-975 (301 amino acids)
Source: RefSeq, a predicted model, not a curated record